Abrus precatorius (Indian licorice) is the source of this 408-nucleotide messenger RNA. RefSeq lists its product as uncharacterized. The transcript is spliced from 2 exons. The record is from RefSeq and is a predicted model, not a curated record. The coding region runs from base 1 to 408 and encodes 135 amino acids. Lineage: Eukaryota; Viridiplantae; Streptophyta; Magnoliopsida; Fabales; Fabaceae.
AUGGGAUGCCGAGAAGAGCACAAGGUGACCUAUGCCACUUACUUGUUGUGUGGGGAGGCGGAAGACUGGUGGAGGUUUGCCGGUCAGACAUUGCCACAAGGGGGUGGUUACAUUCAGUGGGAGGCCUUCAAGAAGGUCAGAGAGUUCCUUGAGCUGAAGCAAGGAAGUAUGACCGUAGGAGAGUAUGCAGCUAGAUUCCAAGAACUGAUGAAGUACUGGCCUCAUUACCAGCAUGGUGAUGAAGAGGAAGAAUUGUGUUCUCAGUUUGAGAACGGAUUGAGGUCAAAAAUCCAAGCCGCGGUCAGUGUGUUCCAACUGACGAACUUACCCACUCUAGUGAGCAAGAGUAGAAUCUUUGAAGCAAACACAAGGGGAAGACAGUGGACACUAGGGGAGCUAGCCCCUUGA